Lethenteron reissneri (Far Eastern brook lamprey) is the source of this 4841-nucleotide messenger RNA. RefSeq names its product transmembrane protein 215 (gene TMEM215). The record is from RefSeq and is a predicted model, not a curated record. Lineage: Eukaryota; Metazoa; Chordata; Hyperoartia; Petromyzontiformes; Petromyzontidae.
AACACACACAUACGUGCAUGCGUCCACGCACACACCACUCGCAAACAGACACACGAAUACAAAUAAUGCACACACACACCCGCCACCUACACACACACAGACACACAUACACGUACAUACACACUCUACUUACAUGUUCUCACACACCUCGGCUUACACAGACACACUCACGUCUCUGACACGGUCUCUCGCUCGCAUUCUCUCACGCACGCGCACAGACUCGCUGUCUUCACUGCCUUCACCAAACACUCGGCUCUCACGCAAAUCCUCAGGGUCAAAGUGAGAGACAUUAUUUGAUGGAGUCGAGACAAGGGCUCGGGAUGAUCGAGAGACCUUUACCUUGAAGAGGCGUCACGGAACCCGAAUCAUCGAGAGACGAUCACUUUGAGUAACCUGGAUUAUUGGAAGACCUUUAUUUUGAAGGAGUUGAGUCAAGGGACAAUCAUCGGUGGAACCUUAUUUUUUGACCGAGGCUUCUGGACGAUCGAGAUACUUUUAUUUGAACGGAAGUCAAGGUACGUGAGACGUGGUUCACAAGGGGGCCUUUGAUCGUCGAGGAACCUGUAUUUUGAAAGCACCAAUGACUCUGGAUAGAACAGGCAUUUUAAUUUGAAAGAACAUCCGAGUGUUUGAAGUUUAUAUCCCGCUCUUUCAAGCUAUCGAGAGCUCCAAUACGACCUCAUCGGGCGGUCUUCCUCUCCGCCCAGCUCUCGCCACAACUUAUCCACCACUCCCGGGGUCUCUCCCUACCAUACCCCCAGGGUCCCAGCUCCACGGUUCCUUCUGUGACCAACUCCAUCCGGCACCUCCCCGAAGGCUCGCUCGCCAUGAAGCAGGAAGACCUGGACCCGCGCACGGGGAUCACCGUGGCCCUGGUCUCCAUCGUGCUCUUCUUCGGCUUCAUGUUCACCGUGUCGGGGCUGCGGGGGGAGAUGCUGGGGCCCGUGCCGCUCUUCGUGCUCGGCCUCGCCAUCUGCCUGCCUGGCCUCGCAAUCAUCGCGGCCGCCCGCAUCACACGGGGGUGGCGCCACUUCCCCAGGAUUCCGUUCCUGCGGCGGGGUCGGCGGAAUCCCGCGGAGACUCGGGGAGAUGGCAUUGCACGGGAUCCCAAGGACCCUGAGUGGGGUCUCAAGGUCGUGGCUGGAGGUCCGGGUCUUGUUCUAAAACGGGGUUCUCGAGACUCCGUUCGGAGUCUAAAAAAUAUUCACCAAGUGGGUCAUAGGGGCACCGCAAGGCAUCAGGGGCAUCCUGAAUGGGGUCCCAAGGGCAUAACUUUAGGCCCAGAAGUUCUAAAAAUGGGGCGCGCGGACCUUAAACGGGGUUCCAGAGACUCCGCUACGGGUCUAAAAAUCCAGCCAGGGCGUCAAGGAGUCCAAGAAGGGGGUUCCAAUGAGACAUUGUUUGGUUCUGUGCAUCUUAAAAGGGGUAAGGGGGAUCUUAAAAGGAAUCGAAAAUACUCUGUUAGGGAUUUAAUAAUCCAUCAAGGGGACGAGGAAGACCCUGAAAGUGUUCUUAAGGAUGCUACUGAUAGUCCAAAAGAUAUUCAAGAGGGUAAAAGUGACACUACCGUGGAUCCAGGGAUCCUUACAAGGGGCCAGGGAGACCUUCAAGGUGAUUCAAAUGUCUCUCAAGGGGGUCCAGCCGGGGUUCAUAUUGAGGACUCUCAAGAAGGUGAAAGAGUUCCUGUUCGGGUUCCCCAGCGGCUGGGCCUGGAGGAGUGGGAGCAGAAGGAGGUUUCAGGGAUCCAAUCGGAUCCCCUUCGGACCCCGGGGGCUAGGGAUGGAAGCAGCAGCAGAGGAGGUGAAGAGGUGAAGUCCCAAGUCCCCACGGAGCCCACUCCACCCGCCACCCCUCCGGGCUCCACCGCCCGUGCCAGGCUAGGUUCCCUGGUUUGCUGGGGCAACGGAGACUCUGACGCUACCCGUGGCGUCCACAUGGAGGACCACCCUGCAUCCACCUCCGCUCGUCCCCUCUCCUCCCCCGCCUCAUCGGCGCACCUGAGUGCCGGCUGCUUGGGCUGGGACCCCAACGGUUCGACUCCUUACCUGCACCUCCACACUCCUCCCCCGCGGCGUCUGCCGCCUCUACUCGGCGGGCACUGCGCCUGCGUGGACCAGCGGUUGUCCACCCUGUCCACCGGCUCGCAAGCCAUGGGCCGCGUGUGUCCCAGGACGUCCACCUACGCGGGGAUUGGCUGCCUCAUGCUCGCCCCGGCAGAGACGGGGGCCCGGUUGUCCACCUGUUCCACGUUGCCUCUUCUCGGCGGGCCCUUGCUAGGGGGCUCCCGGCGUGAGUCGGCCUGGCGCGCGUCCGAGGGGUGGCUUCCACCGCCAGGCCCUCCGGCACCUCCGACUCAAUUGUCGACACCUCGAGCUGCUUCUCCACCUCCUCAUCGUCAUUCGUCAGAAUUUCUGCCCCCUCAAUCAUCUGCGCUUCUUAGAUCGUCUACGACUAUACCUACUCAACCACCAGCAGCGACACAUCCUUCACCUACUCCAUUAUCCACGUCUACACCACCACAAUCAUCACAUACAUCUCCUCCACAUCUUAAAGCAUCUGCAUUUCCAUCUCCUCUAUUGUCCACUUCUACACCACCGCAAUCAUCAUCAUCUCCUCCUCUUCAUCAAUCGUCGUCCCCUCCUCCUUCUCCUCCUUGCCUCCCCAUGCCGACGUGCUUGCUGCUGGAGGGGAAACCCAUUGGGAGGCGUCGAGAGGGUGGGGGUGGUCGUCGGGGCCCCCCUCCCGGUGUGACCUUGUGCUGGAAGCUGGAGCCAUCGGGCCCCCACAUGGCCCACGUGUCCCCCUGCCUCCUCGUGGAGCCGGGGCCCGAGCGGAGAGGCUCCACGGGGCUCCUCCUGCACCACUCUCCACACGCCACCCAGCACUGCCCCCUCCAUGCAGAGGCAAGCGCAGAGGAAGGGGCAGGCCCGAGAGAGGUAGGGGAUAGACGGGCAGGGACCGAAGGGUCAGGGCUAGAGGGUGUAACGCUACGGCUAGGGACGGCGGAAGGCCCGAGCUGGGUGUUAGAUGGUGAAACAGUGGUGUAGUGUUGGCAGGGUCAAGGGCAGUGUUAAAGUUAAGGCUUGAGGUAAGGAUUUGGGAUUACUGGUGGGGUUAUGGCUCAUGAUAGAGUUCAGGUGCUAGGGUUGGGGGUCAGUUGUGUAACAAUCAAUGUGUGCAGGCCGUACAUCUGCAUUGGGGUCUAUGGGUGAGAUGAGCCUCGGUGUAAAUUGGACAAGGGCCCCCCCAUUUUAUUCCUUGCACCAGGGCCAAUGUCAAUCAUGGUAACUGGUUGGGGUUGGGGUUCGGGCUUGGGUUAUGGCGAUGACAUUAGGGGCAAGGUUCGUGAUAGAGUGUUUGGGUUAGCGUGUGGGUUUUAUGUAGGGUUAUGAUGAGGGUUAGUGGUUUAGGGGUUCUGUGAUGAGAUAUAUUGGUUAUCACUGCUAUUAAAUAUCAUUGCUCUAGUAUUACUGUCCUUUGUAUGAGGAGCAGAUACACCACUGGUUAGCGUGCUGCACUAUAAACCGGUGACCAGAGUCCGAUUAUUGACCAUUGCUAACAUCAGUGGCGAGUGAUAUCUGAACGAGUCCUGGGACUUCACCUACUUGAACUAACCAGUGUGGUGAAGUAUGGCCAAACAACCCCCAAGACCCAGAUUGCGUGGGGAGGCCUUAAUCCAUCAGUGCAUUGACGAAGGGCUGCAACUUCUCCUACCGUCCCUUAUUUUAACAAGUGAGAUGCCAUUGAGAUGAAUUUUCUGUAUCUCAAACGCAACUUACCUGGUCUGGGUCUUGCCCAGGUCGACUUGGCCCAAAAACUUGCAGUUACUAGUGUUGUGGCAGUGGUGGUGGUUGAAGUGGUCAUGGUGGGAAGAUAUCCAUUACCUUGCCUGGUAUGCAGGUCGUGGGUUCGAUCCCGAUCUUGACGCCUGCUGUAUAUUUGGAGUUUGCAUGUUCUCCCCGUGGUCGUGUGGAUGUUUCUCCAAGUCCUCUGGUUUUACCCUCCACAUUUAGAAUCAACAUGCGUUAAGAGGAGUGGUGCUUAACCUGUGGUGUACGCACCCCUUGGGGGUGCGAGAUGCCCUUUCUGGGGGUGCGAUACAUGCCAGAUUUUUUUCAAAGGCAAAUCAUCGAAACACAAAUUAAGCACGGGCACGUGAGUACUAUUUUGUUAAAUCAAACCUAUGUAUUUAUUUACAUUCUAAUUUUUUAUACGAUGGAGAACCAAAGCGGUGCAAGGCUGCAGUAAAGGUUAAGAACCACUGCUUUAGAGUAUUUGGCUGCUAUAAAUGCCCACGUGAUAAGCCACUUCGUUGAGCGAUCAUUUGUGGCCAGGUCGCUUCUGAAAAAGAGCUAUAUAGCUCAGUCGGCCUUACCUGGUAAAAUAAAAAGUGAUAGUAGUUUAAUAAACUCUCCCCUGGCAAGACAACAGCAGCUGGUAGUUCCAACUGCACCACUAUCUUCACCAUACACACAAAUGCGUGCUCACAACAGCCAUAACAGUUGCUCACAAACAGUUGAAUUGGUGAGUCUAUAAAGGGUAUACAUAUACCAUGCUCAUGCAUGUACAGUGUGUGCUUUUAUCACAUGUAUACAGUAAUAUAUAAUGUACAAAAUAAUGUGUGCUGAUUAAUGUGAUGCAAUUAACUGGGCCUUCUAAUUAAAAUGAGUUCAUUGUCCUUGUCACACGCUGUUCCGUGAUGAUUUUAAUGAGCUGUCAGCAGCAGCGGUGUUGGGCUAUUCCUAUGAACCCUCACCUCGAAUUGCAAUUCAAUGCUCGGAAUCAAAUAUGAUUCCUAACAGGAUUGUGAGAUCUUUGGAAUCGCGGAAUCGCCAGGGUGU